Molecule: messenger RNA, 1138 nt
Organism: Prunus mume (Japanese apricot)
Lineage: Eukaryota; Viridiplantae; Streptophyta; Magnoliopsida; Rosales; Rosaceae
Product: putative peroxygenase 4
Molecular function (GO): monooxygenase activity; calcium ion binding
Source: RefSeq, a predicted model, not a curated record
GUUUUAAAUUGAAAUUGGCACCUGUUUUUUUAUGUUUUGGGGUCUUUAUAAAUAUAUAUUAUGAAUCUGACAUUUUCGAAAACAAACCAGAAGUCGCUAAAGUUGCUCCGCUCGUUUGUUAUUAGGUUGCCUUUCCUUUCCUUUCCUUUCAUCCAUCAUUCGUUAAUUCACCUUCCUCAAGUUUCAAGUUUCAACCUCCGACCUCCUCUAUCCAACCAAACACACACCCUUUGAUUCAAAGAUAUGGGUUCUUCUUCUUUACCGGCUAACAAUAAGUUCGUACCCAAUGAACAAGACGUUCUGCAGAGACAUGUAGCCUUCUUUGACAGGAACCAUGAUGGCAUUGUUUAUCCAUGGGAGACUUUUCAAGGUUUUCGUGCAAUUGGCUGUGGCAUUCUGUUGUCCACAGUAAGUUCUUUUCUCAUCAAUGCGGCCCUCAGUCAGAAGACGCGCGAGGGAAAGUUCCCUUCUCCGCUUCUUCCCAUUGAAGUCAAAAACAUCCAUAAAGCCAAACACGGGAGCGACUCCGGUGUCUAUGAUUCUCACGGAAGGUUUGUUCCUUCAAAGUUUGAAGACAUCUUCUGCAAGCAUGCUCAUACGCAUCCCGAUGCUUUGACAUCAGAUGAACUGAUGGGCAUGCUCAAGGCCAAUAGGGAGCCAAAGGAUUAUGCAGGAUGGGUUGCCAGCUGGACAGAAUGGAAGAUCCUCUAUGUUCUUUGCAAGGACAGCCGUGGUUUGUUGCACAAAGAUACAAUUAGAGCUGUUUAUGAUGGAAGCCUAUUCGAGCGCAUGGAGAGGGAGAGAAUCGAAAAAUCAGCAUCUAAAAAGAACGAUGUUGUCUGAAAGAAAAAAAGGGCCAAUUGUAGGAUGGCGUGGUCCAAUUGGCCCUGCCCCUGCUGGGUGGAUGAUCUGAAUAUACCAACAAGACUGUAUAUUUUUAUUGUGUUUACUGUUCGUAUCGUUUAGAGAUUGUGGAAGAAGUGCUUGUUAGGUUAUGUGUGUAUAGUUUGAUUUUUCAUAGUCACAAGCAGCCCUGUAUUGGCUUCAGUUUCUUCGGGUGUUGUUCAAGUUUCCGAUGUGGGAUAUGAUAAUAUUGUAUUUGAUAUAGUGAAUAUGAAUAAUUUGAUAUGUUCGUAAA